AUGUUCGAAAACACCUGUCAAUCCGAUAUUUGGGUGGACCAUGAAGCCGUAGAAUUUUUACAAGCAACCGAUGAGGAGAUCGACUCUUUAAAACAGUUGCGUAUGAUUCAAUUAAAACAACGAGAUGCACCAUCUAACAAGCAAGCAUUUCAUAUUCCAUCGAUGAUUAUUGAUAAUUUCCUAUAUCAUGGCGCUAUAGAACAUGCAAGAGAUAUAGAUUUACUUGAUAAACUUAACAUCCAAAGCAUUAUCGAUGUGUCUCACAUUCGAUUAAAUCGAAAUAUUACAAAUCGCUAUAACGUUCUUUGGAUUAAUAUACAGGAUGAUUUCGAUGUUGAUAUUCGUCAGUAUUUCAAUCAAACGAAUGAAUUUUUAGAAGUAUGUAAAACAAACAACACGAAAGUUCUUGUUCAUUGUCGAAAGGGUGUUUCUCGUUCGUCGGCAAUUGUUCUUGCAUAUCUAUUAAGAUCGUACUUUAAUACGCUUCGCGAAGCCUAUAGUCAUUUGGUCGAACAACGCUGGAUAGCUACGCCAAAUGACGCUUUUUUUCUACAACUGAUUCGCUAUGAGAAAGAUCUGCGUGCAAGCAGUCUUAUCGAGUGA
Rotaria socialis is the source of this 603-nucleotide messenger RNA. NCBI's taxonomy places the organism in Eukaryota, Metazoa, Rotifera, Eurotatoria, Philodinida, Philodinidae. The record is from the annotation of a GenBank genome assembly.